AGUUUCCAUAAACGUUAACCAAACGGAACAAUAUUAGACCAGCUUCUUAUUUCUCGAAACGUCAUGAGGAAGUAUGAUCAGAAUUAAUACCGUUUAAAAAAUUAUGCCUUUCCACUGCAUCUGAUAUCAAUAGUAUGAAGCCACAUACAUGCUGGCUAUAUGUCCCUUUACUGUUACUGCUUGCUAUUGGAACUGAAAUAUCACAAAACCAAGUAAAUUGUUCAGUCGAACACAACAAUUCCAUAAAUUCAGAAACUCCUAAUAUUGUCAAAUUAUUAUGCGAUGGCAAUGGUCCAGAGCAAGUAAAAGUCCACUUUUCGAGCAGAAUUGUUAAAAAUGAGUAUAUUGUCGCAUUUAAGGGCUAUUAUAAGCCAUACACAAGAGAAAAUUAUAUUAGAGCAGCAUUGAAUUCAUCUGGGAUUCACAAUUGGAAAAUUUUAUUUCGUGACAAUUUGGCUAGCAAUUUUCCUAGUGAUUUCGAUGUUGUACUCUUGGAAGAAACAGAUAAAUAUGAUGGACUUGAUGCUUUAACUGAUCAUCCUCUUAUUAGGAGGGUAACUCCUCAGAAACUUGUCCAGAGAAGCUUGAAAUUUAUGAAUGCAUCCGAAGAUGCUGAUUUCCCAGAAUAUAAAAACUUUAAAAGAAAAAUCAACAAUUAUAACAACCAAUUCUGGCAGUCAACAAAUCGUCACACAUCUCGUAGAUUAUUAAGAGCUAUACCGAGGCAAAUUACAAGCAUACUUCAAGCCGAUGCUUUAUGGGGAAUGGGUGUCACUGGAAAUGGUGUUAAGGUAGCAAUAUUUGAUACGGGGCUAGCAGCCAGCCAUCCACAUUUCAAAAAGAUCAAAGAACGUUCUAACUGGACAAAUGAAAAGACAUUAGAAGAUGGUUUGGGUCACGGGACAUUUGUAGCUGGAGUUAUUGCAUCAUCUUGCAUUGAUUGCCUUGGUUUUGCACCGGAUGCUGAACUUCAUAUUUUUCGUGUUUUUACUAAUACUCAGGUAUCAUAUACUUCGUGGUUCUUGGAUGCAUUCAAUUAUGCUAUUCUUACAAAGGUCACAGUAUUGAAUCUUAGCAUUGGAGGACCAGACUUUAUGGAUCAUCCGUUUGUCGAUAAAGUAUGGGAACUAACAGCAAACGGUGUGAUUAUGGUCUCUGCAAUUGGUAACGAUGGACCAUUGUACGGUACAUUAAACAAUCCCGCGGAUCAAAUGGAUGUCAUCGGAGUGGGUGGAAUUAAUUGGGAAGAUCAGAUAGCAAGAUUUUCAUCGAGAGGAAUGACAACAUGGGAAUUACCAGCGGGAUACGGUCGAGUGAAACCCGAUUUGGUUACAUAUGGAUCAGCAGUACGAGGGUCUGCAUUACAAACAGGUUGCAGAACAUUAUCCGGAACUUCAGUUGCCAGUCCUGUGGUUGCUGGUGCUGUGGCAUUGUUAGCUAGUGGAUUCGUUCAAACAGAUGAAACUCAUCCUAUUAAACAAAAAGUUACUCCAGCUAGUAUGAAGCAAGCAUUACUUGGUUCUGCGCGUCGUUUACCUGGAGUAGGAAUGUUUGAGCAAGGUGCAGGUAAAUUGGAUCUGUUACGAGCAUUUCAUUUUCUUCGUUCGUAUACACCGAUUGCUACUCUAAGCCCAAGUUAUAUAGAUCUGACCGAGUGUCAGUAUAUGUGGCCGUACUGUACACAAGCCGUGUAUCACACUGGAAUGCCCACAAUUGUAAAUAUAACUAUAAUAAACGGUUUGGGAGUAUCUGGCCACGUGACGAACCUUGUAUGGCAUCCAUAUACCAGUAAUGGCAACGGAGAACGAAUUGAUGUAUCAGUAACUUAUAGUGAUGUUCUUUGGCCAUGGUCUGGGUGGUUAGCAGUUGCAAUAACAGUCCCAUCCUCUGCUCGUGAUUGGCAAGGCAUAGCACAAGGUCAUAUAUCAGUUACAAUUGAAUCACCGCCAAGUGAUGGGGAAGAGACACCAAGACAAUCUAAAAUAGAAUUACCCUUAAAAGCAAAAGUUAUUCCUACGCCCCCACGACAUAAGCGUAUUUUAUGGGAUCAGUACCAUAAUUUGCGUUAUCCACCUGGAUAUUUUCCGCGAGAUGACCUACGCGCAAAGAAUGACCCAUUAGAUUGGAACGGUGACCAUAUCCACACUAACUUUAAAGAUAUGUAUCAACAUUUACGAAAUGCUGGUUAUUAUUUGGAGGUACUCGGUGUUCCCUUCACUUGUUUCAAUGCCAGAAACUAUGGUACUUUGCUUAUGGUGGAUACCGAGGAAGAAUUCUUUCCCGAGGAGGUCGCCAAGUUAAAAAGGGAUGUAGAAGAAGAAGGUCUCUCUGUCAUUGUAUUUGCAGACUGGUACAAUGUCACUGUUAUGAGGAAGGUGAAGUUUUACGAUGAAAAUACUCGGCAAUGGUGGAUACCAGACACAGGAGGCGCAAAUAUACCAGCCUUGAAUGAUUUACUAUACCCUAAUUGGGAUAUAGCGUUUGGAGAUCAAGUACGUAAUGGUCAAUUCACUCUUGGUCAACAUCCUCCUGUAACAUUCGCUUCAGGGACUACGAUUACACGGUUUCCAAGAAAUGGAAUCAUUAUCUACGUAGAGUUACACGAUCAGGGCCAAGAACUUUUGCUCGAAUCAGAGUCAAGAUCUACAAUGUCCAUGCCAAUUCUUGGACUAUUCCAAACAAAUGGUUACAAGGGUGUUCAAAAAAUGUAUAAAGACGAUGACAACAUAAUAGUGAAUAAGGAAAAUGUAGACAAAAAUAAUAUGAAAGAUCAAAUAAUACCAGGCAGAAUAGUAGUAUAUGGAGACUCGAACUGCAUCGACGAUAGCCACCUACAAAAACCAUGUUUUUGGAUGCUUGAUGCUAUACUGGAGUAUACAACAACGGGUCAUGUCGCCACCGUGUUCACUGACGACAUUCGGACGAAAGCAAAAAUUUUGGAAAAGUCUACUGUUUUAGACAAUAGCGAACUGCCUCAACGUAUGGAAGAAAGUCAUUUAAGACGUCAUAGUAAAGUACUACUACCAGAAAGUACUAAUACCGGGCACAUUCGACCACUUCCAUCUUGCCCUACCAUCACACUUGCUGUUCCAAAACCAUUAAACGAAUCUGUCCCUAUAAAUCUUUAUAAACCCCAAAAGUUACUAUCUGUGGGAGAUACGAUAGUCGCGGUAAAUCCAGUUCUACAAGAUUCAAAUCCAUUGUGGCUUAGAAGGCGAGUCGGUGGUGCAAACAUUCCUACGCUUCAUCAUGCGGAGCGAAACAAUAUUAUUGACGAAUUAGAACAAAGUGAUGAAGAUAAUAGUGAAUUAUUUACAAGUAAGUGGAGUUACCUGGCAGGAAUCGUUGUCGUAGGAAGUAUUGUUCUCUAUUUAUUAAACCAAUGGAAUUGCUUGGUAUCAAAAAGGCAUUCUCGAAGAAAACGAACAGUCGGUAGAUUACGCAGAGUUAUUCAAACGAUUUCUGUGCGCAGAGUGCCUCAAAUGUGAUUUUAUAUUUGAGAAACCUUCAACCAGUGCAAGAUAAUGUUCCAUUGUCUGUGGUAAACGCUUAAAAAAUGAAACAAACUAUAUUAUGUGCCUUUAAACAUAUAGUACUCAACGUAAAUUUACAAAUUGUAUAACUUAUUUUGA
Dufourea novaeangliae is the source of this 3632-nucleotide messenger RNA. It is a transcript of the gene S1P, whose product is annotated as membrane-bound transcription factor site-1 protease. Gene Ontology annotation, molecular function: serine-type endopeptidase activity. NCBI's taxonomy places the organism in Eukaryota, Metazoa, Arthropoda, Insecta, Hymenoptera, Halictidae. Bases 135 to 3488 code for a protein of 1117 amino acids. The transcript is spliced from 14 exons. Gene Ontology annotation, cellular component: Golgi apparatus. Gene Ontology annotation, biological process: proteolysis. The record is from RefSeq and is a predicted model, not a curated record.